AUGCGUCUACUCCACUUCAAAGAAGGGGAGAUACCGGUGCUGACGGAGUUCAACGUGGAGGCGGCGACUCCUCCCUACGCAAUCCUGAGCCAUUGCUGGAGGGCGGACGGCGAGGAGGUAACCUCCAAAGACCUUCAAGAUGGAAGCGCCAGCAAGCGGCCGGGCUUCGACAAGCUACGCUUCUGUAACGAAAGAGCGGCUGCUCAUCACCUCAUGUACUUUUGGCAGGAUACGUGCUGCAUCGACAAAUCGAGCAGUGCCGAGCUACAAGAGGCUAUCAACUCGAUGUUCAGAUUUUACCAGAGGGCCAGUCGAUGCUACGUCUAUUUGCCGGAUGUGUCUGUCGAUGAGGGAGACUUGGGAAAGCAGCCAUCCGAGACAUCGUGGCACCCGUCUUUCAAGUCAAGCAGGUGGUUUACCAGAGGCUGGACGCUCGAGGAACUUCUCGCGCCCCUAACGGUGGAAUUCUAUUCAAAGGAAGGACACCGGCUUGGUGACAAACAGUCUCUGGAGGCGCUGAUCACGGAAGCCACCGGCAUACCCUGUGGUGCUCUCCAUGGCGAGUCAUUGAGCAAGUACAGCAUCGGUGAACGCUUCACUUGGGCCCGAGAUCGUAAUACUACGCGACAGGAGGACUGGGCCUACUGCCUCCUUGGGAUCUUUGGUAUCGUUAUCCCGAUGUUGUAUGGUGAAGGCAAAGAGAGAGCUAUCAUUCGACUAAAGCGCGAAAUCAGCGAGACUUUCAAAGUGCAGCUCGAGCGGAAUGGGAAGACAGAGGGAUCGAACCAUGUGCCUUCCAUGGAACCCACAAACGAGUACUCUGCUUUCUGUGACUGGCUCGCCGACUUGCGUCCCGGACGUGAGCAGUCGGUAGCUGCUUUCACGUCCCAAACUGCGGAACUCCAACCCGGUCAAAGCUCUGCUGAUGUGGUGGAAGGCGCUACUAAACAGCAGGUUCAGACCGACGACAGCAUGGACUCAUGGCUCCGCUCGUUCCAAUCGAAGCCAGCAACAGCGCCGAAACAAGCAGAGGCAGAGGGGCUAUCCAACAUCAAGGCCCUCACUCGGGCAAAAGGUGCGGUGGGAAGUACACCGAAGCAGUCGAUGACUGAUCCGAUGGUUGUGCAGUCGUUCGUGGCUGGCCAACAGCGGGAAGUUCUUCCUCAAAACAAACCUUAUCCUGAGGAUGUGGAACAUCUCGUCAAACAGGGGCUCAAUGGCGACCGAGUCCAUCUCAUCAUCAAAGGCAGUGGUCCGUCAGGACCCAAAAUGACCGAGAAAACUUUCUUGCCCUCUGAUUCGAUUGAUACGUUGCACUCGUAUUUACAGCACCAAGGAUUCAAUCCAAGUUAUGGGUUCGAGGUACAAGCAGAUUCAGGACGAUGCAUCAUAGAACGAGCAGUUCCGAAGACAAGCGCUAUCGCCGUCGAAGUAACCAACGGCCCGAGUUGCUACGACCUCCGACAGGGCUACCGAAUCGACUCACAUGAACGACUGAUCGACUUCUACAAUGCCAGGUUCUCCGGGAAACCACAAGUCAACGUAGUGGCGGCUCCAGACUCUAUCUGUGUUAAGGACCACAAUGCACAUGAGAGUGAGGUCUACAUAGACUUCAAGAGAACAGUACGGCUGCCAGAAGACGACCAGAUAUACGACGAGCCACCGACGUUUGCAAGCUUUCCUCUUUUCGUUGCUCGUCAUUUUGCUUCUGCGCUUCCGGAGAACAUGCGCAAAAAGGAUGGGCUAUUCUUUCCUAUGCUGCAAAGGGAGGCUUUGAUGAUAGGGUUCAGAUCACCAUAUCCUGACGCGAACCAGUUCGCUAUCAGGGUCUACACUGGGGCCACUAACGUACUCACUGGACUGCCUGCGAUUGAGACCAAACAUUAUACAGACACCAAUCUGCAGAAUCAUAUUGUGGCUCCGCAACAGAAGCUUCUUGGGGGAUACAAGGCGUCCAAUGGGUCAUUGAAACAAUUUGUUGCGAUGCCAAUGGGUGCCAAGUACAGUGUUGAGUACCAGCUGACAGGAGAAGAGUACGUCGGAGGCAUUCAACUCGAGAUCGCACCUCGACUCCGAGAUACGUUUCACUUCGGAACAACACCGCUCGAGGUCAACAAUAGCAAGGCCAGUAAUAGGGAACGAUGCCACCCCUUCAGCAUGCCGGUGCAGCUCGGCCUCCAACCCGGACAACGGCUCUAUUUGGAAGACCACAGUCCUUACGUUCUCUACAAUCAUCCACAGCUCACAGGACAGCUGCAAGAGAACGUCGUCAGCUCAAAAGAUUACUCAAACAGCACCAAGUAUCGGGCGAGAUUCAUACACGAACUGUUCGGUGGACCGGCUUCCUCCCGCCUUGACAUGUCUUCCUCCUUGGUCAUCACAGCCUUGAGCACCAUUCACCUGAAGCUUGCACGCAUCUCCGACGGUAUCCAAAUGCUGUCCUGCCAUUGCGAUCCACGAGCGCGAGUCAAAGACCUCCGAAAAUUCAUGAGAGCGCGCUUCAAGGAGAUGAUGCCAGAUCAACCGUGGCUAAGAAAAAGAAACGCCGAAAUAACAUUCAGGAUCCAUGAACAGACGAUCAAACCAAGUGAAGACUGGGUACUAAGCGAUCUCGACUUGGUGGAUGGCCAAACUGUCGGGUUUCGUGCAGAACCCAAACUACUCAGACUGGGAUCGGCCAGGGGCGGCUUCAGUGGUCGCUCCACCAGACGGGAAUCUGUAAUCGCGCCGGGCUGGGACAUGGGUGUUGCCCUGGGCGGUGAAUUCAAGCAGAGCGUUUUCGAAGACCAAUCCACACACAUCUGGAAUUGGAAGGCUGCGAGACUUGUGAACAUACAGAUCCUGAACUCUAUCGCUUUCCAGGCCGUCACGGGUCUUCGACCGCCGCUUUCGCCGCUAUUUUUUGGCGAUCUUCAAUUGAAGACGGUUGCUAGGGUGCCGGAACCGGCGACUGUCACAACGAAAGCUAUGGAGCGACUGCAAUCGGUGAAAGCGAUCAAUGAGCUUGAUUGGGAGCGAGGUGCAGCAGUUGGCGUGCAUGUGGAUGGAGAGACCGUUGUGCUUUGUGUUUGUUGCGAGAUCCGUAUUUGCGACAAUUUGUAA
Saxophila tyrrhenica is the source of this 3102-nucleotide messenger RNA. RefSeq lists its product as uncharacterized. The coding region runs from base 1 to 3102 and encodes 1033 amino acids. The transcript has 2 exons. NCBI's taxonomy places the organism in Eukaryota, Fungi, Ascomycota, Dothideomycetes, Mycosphaerellales, Extremaceae. The record is from RefSeq and is a predicted model, not a curated record.